Pseudozyma hubeiensis SY62 is the source of this 2646-nucleotide messenger RNA. RefSeq lists its product as hypothetical. The transcript has a single exon. NCBI's taxonomy places the organism in Eukaryota, Fungi, Basidiomycota, Ustilaginomycetes, Ustilaginales, Ustilaginaceae. The coding region runs from base 1 to 2646 and encodes 881 amino acids. The record is from RefSeq and is a predicted model, not a curated record.
AUGGAUCUCGAGACAGACGAGGAUGGCUGGAUCGGCGGCUCAAGCCAGAGCAUCUACGCUCGCAAACCGCAGCCGUCGGCUCAUACGACUCCUCCUCCGAAUGCACCCAAGGGGCCAAAGAAGACCGUGCCAACCACGCCAGGUCGCAAGAAGAAACAAGCAGACGACAACAGGUCUCGCUCUUUGCUAGAGCGUAUGGAUAUGGACCAAUCUCUCCCGAAGACACCUCCCCCCAAAGCGCGAUCAGAUUCUCAGAAUGCGGAUCAUUCCACCACAGCAGCAUCCACUCCUUCGCCAGCCUCCAAUGCUCCCGCCCCCACUUCACCUUUCCGCACCACGCCAUCCCAAGGCAUUCGUAGACCGGGAGCAAAGAUUCCUUCACCCUUGCCACUCACCAGCCCAGCACGCAAGAACGAAUCCGGUCCGUCUCACAACACUCGUACACCUCUCAGUGCUUCCCAUCCUAUUCCAGAGACACCGCUCAAGCUUUCGCAGCGAGGAGGACCUCAGACACCAGCUACCCCUCACUACCCAUCCUACCCCAACUCUGCUCACUCGCAGAGCCGCGAUGGUGACACCUCUCGUGCAAGCGGCCUCGGCAUCGGGCUGACACCACUCAAGACGCCCGUCCCUCUCGCGCCGAGUCCGGACAGUGUUCGCAGUCCACUCAACGAGGCACUCAAUCUACGUGGUCGUGCAGCGGCAAAUACGUCCAUCGGAUCGCCUCUCAAAUCUGGCCGCUCGGACCUGCACGGUGAAUCUCUUGCACUCGGCUCGUCGUCCAGCCAACCAGGUAACGACAACAUGCUCGACCGCCUUCGCGGCACUCGAUCCAGCCUCGGUACCAGUGCCAGCAUGUGGGCACCGAAAUCCGCCGCCACUUCAGAGCCAGACAGCACUGCACCCACCUCGACCACCUCGCACACCAUUGGAUCCGGUUUCAGCUCGAGCAACUUGCUCGGCGUGCAAACCGGUCUCGACCGCAAGCGUCCCAGCCAUCGUCCCAACGGUCUGCAGCUCAGCCUGGGUCAGGAGAUCAGCGUCAUGCAGGAGCUCGAAGAGAAAGCCGAGGAAGAGUACCCCACUUCCAACGUUUCCUCCGCUACGGUUGCGGAUACGUUCAGGAUCGACCUGCCGGAGGAAGACGUUGAGCAUGAGAACGCGGACGAUUGGAAGGGCACUGUUGUUCCGCCGACACCUGCGUUGGGAUGCGAUUCACCGUCCUCGGAUGAAGACCAGUCGUCGUCCAAGCCGCCUUCCCGCAGCCUGGAUGCUUUCGGUUGGGGAUCCUCCGAGACCCGCAAACCAUCGCUCUUCUCCGAUCUUCCCUCCUCGUCUACCUUGGAAGCGAACUGGAGCGGAGACGAUGACGAUGAACGCAAGGACGACGUCGAGGUGUUCCAGGAUAUGCACGAACGUGCCAAAGCCUCGAGCAAGGAUCGUCGUGAUGGCAGUUAUGGGGCGUUGCCACCUCCUCCGAUCAAUUACGGGAAGGAGCGAACGCCGUCCCCGACGCAUAGGUUGUUGGGCAAAUCGCCGAAGAUGGACGGUGAGCAGGGGACGGUGCAAUUGCCGACGACGAGGGCGAAUGGCAGUGAGGUGGAGGGGAGGUUGAACGGGCAGCGCGGGUCGCCUGCGUCUACCACGAGGUCGAUGUUGGCGUCCGAGUCGGACGGUGAUGCGGACGUGGAGAAUGACAGACCGAAACGAGAUCGGAAGAAGAAGGGUGCGGGUGACACGGAGGCCAAAGAGGGGGAGAAAGCGUUGGAGAAGAGCCGAUCGUUGAAGAGGGACAAGUCGGAACGAAUUCGGGGGAGGAGAGCGAGUCAGAGCAAAGAGAAGGAUGUGGAUAAGGCCAAAGUUUUGCUUCCGAGUACGACGUUCAAGCCCGCGGAAGAGUUGGCAGGUGCGGUGGAGAAGGUGAAGUUGGAAGAGGACAAGGUUGCAACGGCGACGGGGGUGGGGAUGGUGGAGGGGGGAGCGCAGCAGACACCCGUGGCUCAGAGGGUGCAGUCCAUCCCAGCGGUGAAGGAUGAUCUGUUCUCGUCGCCUGCCGAACCGAGGGUGGAGUUGCCGACGAGCACCUCACCGGAAGAAGGAGGAUCGGUGGGUGCGACACCGGAACCUCCGACGCAGCCGAAGUUCGACUGGGCAGCAGACGACGAUGAGCUGGACGACGAAUUGCCAGAUCUCGACGAUUGGGGGGUCACACUUUCCCCUUCCAAGCCUAGUACGGAGACUUUCAAGCAGCAAGGAGUUGCGGACAAGGGCAGUGCGGAGACGGGUCGGGAGGGGGUUUGGAGGAGAGGGGAUAAGGGUCGGAAGCAGGCAGAUGGCGGAAAAGCGGGAUCUGCGAAGGGUGAUCCGUUGGGGAUUCGGAUUGCAGGCAGAGCAGCAGGUGUGGAACCGCAGAUGGGCGCGAUGCCACCUGCAAGCACGCCGUAUGGAAGGUGGAAUAAGGCAAAGGAAGGGUCGGCGGUGAAGAAGGAGGAGUCGAGGGGUGCGAGGGUGGAGAGGGGAAAGCGGUCUGGUUUGGGUUCGGCUGAGAAGAGCAUGCAUGCACCAACGGCUGGAGCGGAUUCAGCGGGGACAAAGGGCAGGAUCGCGACCGGCGCGAAGAAGAAGCCUCAUAGUGGGAAGAAGUAG